This is a messenger RNA of Capsicum annuum, 1988 nucleotides long. RefSeq lists its product as uncharacterized. The coding region runs from base 424 to 1785 and encodes 453 amino acids. The transcript has 9 exons. The record is from RefSeq and is a predicted model, not a curated record. Lineage: Eukaryota; Viridiplantae; Streptophyta; Magnoliopsida; Solanales; Solanaceae.
AUCGAAACUUUUUUUAAUGUGGAAAGACCUACUAUAUUCUGGCUUUGCACAUCACAACAUUUUAUCAACAUCUAUCACUAUAAAUAGCAAGAGUGAUUUCGAACUAGUUUUAGGAUUACAAAAAAUGUCCUCCAACCAAUACCAUUGUUUUUGGAUUUUCCAGUUAUAGUUAUAUAGUAUUAGUAUCAUCAUCAGUUUCCACUUUUGUCAUAAUAGUUUCAGUUACUUUUAUUUUGUCAGCUUCUUUGUCUUUUUUGGGAGUUCAAUUUCACUACUACUACUACUUAAAAUGAACUAACACAUAAACUCCAAUCUUGAUUCUUGUUUUUUUCUCCAUUUGUCUUCUAUAACAAGUGGACAAAUAAAUUGAUCAUAAAUUUUCUUGAACCUCUUUAGUCUUUCUUGGACUAAGAGAAGAAAAAAAUGGUUAGCAGUGUUGUGAAAGUAUCUACAGUAGCUAUGGUUUCUUUAGGCAUUUGCAGCAGGUGCAAUUUUGAUGGUCGCGUUGGAUGUUGGAUUGGGAAUCAGAAAGGAAAAUGGAAUAAACUGGCUGCUGCUGCUGUUCCUGCAAGUACAAAGACACCCAAAUUCCGAAUGAGCAUUUCACCUAUGGCUUCUUCUGCUGCUCUAGCAGAAACUCAAUGGUCGUCUCGAGCCAAGUUCUAUACGGAGGUUCUGAAAGAUGCUAGGGAAAAGUUUACGCAGGAGAUAUCGUUUCAGUCGAUGGACAAAGAUAUUUCCCUGUCAAAGGCUUUGCUCUACAUUGCUUAUGAAGAUGAGGCAUUUAUGGCUUUCAACCGGGAAAUGGAUGCCUAUUCACUCCAAAAUGAAAGGAGAUCUGCUUCGUUGGCGUUUGAUAGCCUGGACUGGAAAUGCAUGGAAGCCAUGCCUCUCGAUGGGAAGAAUAUGAGUGAGUGGAUGGCUGUAUUGGAUUCCAUUGCAAGGGAAGUUGAGGUAGAGCUAGUUCCGAGAGAUAUAGGAUGCCAUUUGGUUGAAGUUUUGGAUGCAGUGAACGUGGUUCUUUUCAAGUCGAGGGGUUUCAAACGGUCAUCUGUGAUAGUGGACUCGAAAUGUUCAUACCUGCAUUCAGUGUUAAGCUCUGGAUAUUGUAGCGCAAUUUUGCUUAGUGUCAUUUACAUCGAAGUUUGUCGAAGACUUAAUCUGACCAUUGUGGGAUCUCGAAUUGGAGAAGAAUUCUUGAUAUGGCCCCAAACCGGAAACCCUGAGGAGCUAUUCAAGGUUACUUCUGGUCACAGCUUGUUUGGUAUUGUUAACGGCAAGUGCGUCAAUGACCCUAGAUCAAUGGCCUCGGACAUCAAUAGCAAUUCACUGUUGGAGCUUGAGAUUGCAACAAACCGAGAUAUUAUCGGAAUUGCUUUGGCUAAUCUCAUGAGGAUUCACUGGAAGCGUGCGUCAAGAGCAAAUCAUGGUUUGAUGCUGACUUCUCCACUUAGGUCUGUGGAUAAGUCUGACAAGAAGUUUAACAAGUCCGAUGCUUCACGUGUACCUUUGCUGCGGCCUCAAGAUUUGAGGCUAGCUAUUAUGGCUUCGCAAAGAUUGCUGAUUCUGCAACCGCACAAUUGGGUGCUGAGGAGAGACCACGGCAUGAUGUUGUACUAUAGCAGGGAAUACGAGCAGGCGGUCCAGGAGCUCAGCAUUUGCAUGGCUUUUGCCCCAGAAGAAGAGGCUGAAGUUCUAGAGGCAUUUGUUGAGAAGUUACACUUGUUGCGGAUCGAGUCAUCGUGGAAGAAUCAGGGAUGUUCAGGUCGGUUAACGGUUACUUGACUUGUUUGUACAAAAGCUGAGCUCUUUCUGGCUUGUUAUUAAGCCAUUAUUAUAGAACUUGUAUAAGAAUGCAACCUAUAGAACUUUAGCUCUAACUUCCUUUUUGAUUUGUGUAAAUAUUUUCCUUGGGCCAAAAAAUAAUUCUCAGCCGAACUCAGUUGUUUUAGGUCGAACCCUAUGAAUGAGCGUAAAAUAUUUUGGAA